AUGCCUUCUAUCGAAUCAAUCAGAGAACAAUAUCCCUUGCAUUGGCUGGCUUGGAAUAAUGAUUUUAUGGAAUUAGAAACAGUAUUAUCAAGAAACGAGUAUGAUAAAGAAAAAGUAGAUUGCAGAGGAAGAACUCCUUUAAUGUUAGCUGUUACUCUUGGGCAUUUAGAAAGUGUUAAAGUAUUAGUCGAACACUUCACUAAUGUCAAUGCUGAAAAUAAUGAAGGUUGGACAGUAGUACAAGAAGCUGUAGCCACAGGUGAUCCCGAAAUGGUUCAGCUUUUGUUAGAAAGAAGAAAUAUGCAAAGGCAAUCUGAUAGAUUAGGAGGAAUCCCUCAUCUUUUAGAUAAAUUAAGAGAAGCUCCAGAUUUUUAUGUAGAAAUGAAAUGGGAGUUUAGUAGUUGGGUACCUUUGGUAUCUAGAAUGUGUCCAUCUGAUACAUACAAAGUGUAUAAACAAGGUUCGAGUGUUAGAGUAGAUACAACACUUUUAGGAUUUGAUCAAAGUAGUUGGCAACGCGGUAAUAAGAGUUAUAUUUUUGUAGGAGAGAGUGAUUCUGCUGUCAUGAUGGAGAUAGAUCAUGAAACGGAAGAGGUUUACAUGGAACAAAUGAAAAUAAUUCCAACUGAAAAUUUCAUGUCUUUCCACAAAACUGCAAAAGCAGUUUCAAGUAGAUUAACAUCUCCUAUUGUAACAACAUAUAUAGAUACAGAUAAAAUUAAUUUUGAAAGAAACAAAGCUGGUUUGUGGGGGUGGAGAUCUGAUAAAACAGAGCAGGUGAAUGGUUAUAAUUGUAAAGUCUUUAGUGCAACAAAUGUUGAAUUAGUAACAAAAACAAGGUUGGAACAUUUAAGUGAUUCCGAUAAAGAAAAAGCUAAAGUUCCAAAAUCAAGUUUACAAUCAUUUUUAGGGAUAGCCGAAACAGAACAACAGUCUUCAACUUCUUCAGAUCAAGAAAAUAAACAAUAUAGACCAGAAAAAUUGGGAGGAAAGGGGAAAAAAUUGGUUUUAGGAAAAAAAAAUAAGCAAAAUGAGAACGAUGAAAUCAUUUACUCAAAAAAUCCUAAUAAUAUAACUCCAGAAGAAUAUUUUGAUCCGUCCACGAGCCUUGAAGGACGAGACAUUGGACGACCAAAAGAAACCAUUGUCAAAGUUCAAAAAUUCAAAGCGAAUUUAUGGCUUUGCGAAGAAUAUCCUCUAUCGCUACAGGAACAAAUAAUGCCUAUCGUUGAUUUAAUGGCCAUUUCUAGUUCGCAUUUUGCCAAGUUGAAAGAUUUUAUACAAAUGCAGUUACCAUCUGGAUUCCCAGUAAAAAUAGAAAUACCACUUUUUCACGUUUUGCACGCUAGAAUAACAUUUGGUAACAUUUUCGGUUUGGACGAUGAAGUACCUGGCGUUCAAAGAAUAAACGACAAUGGAAAAAUAAAUUGUAUUGUGAGUGACAGUUGUUUUGAGCCUCCACCCGGAUACGCUAAAAUCGGAUCGGAAAAUAGAAGACAAUACAGUCUAGAAGAAGAAGACGAUUUAAUACAAUUUGCCAUACAGCAGAGUUUAAUGGAAGUCGGUAGCGAAAGAGACGAAGUCGACAUUUGGGAAGCUUUAAAAGCUCAAAAACCUUCUCCGCCAACAUCGCCUAAUUUGAAUUCGGAAGAAACGCGACAACUACAAAGAGCCAUUCAAGCAAGUUUGGAACUCAACGUGAGCGAAACAAGAUUUAGAAGUUGUCCAGAUGGAAGGGAAAUAAAUUCGUCGGUCAUUGACGAUGAUUUAUCACAAGCUUUAGAAUUAUCCCAGAGGCAACACGAAGAAGAAAAAAGGAGGCAAAAAGAAGAAGAAGAAAUUAUGAAAAGACAAAUUAUUCGAAUUUGCUGCGUUGGUGUUCGAUGUCAAAUUAUUAUUAUUAUUAUUAUUAUUAAUAUUAUUUUCUAA
Molecule: messenger RNA, 1929 nt
Organism: Pediculus humanus corporis (human body louse)
Lineage: Eukaryota; Metazoa; Arthropoda; Insecta; Psocodea; Pediculidae
Product: ankyrin repeat domain-containing protein, putative
Exons: 12
Coding region: 1-1929 (642 amino acids)
Cellular component (GO): cytoplasm
Molecular function (GO): protein binding
Source: RefSeq, a predicted model, not a curated record